AUGACACUUAAAGAAAUUGAGCAUGAAUAUGAACAAGGUUCAGUUUGGGAUGCUGAACAUGAUGAAAUCUCAGGUGAAGAAAUUAUCUUAGGAGCAAACCAAGGGGAGCAUCUGCUUAUGUUACGAAGAGUCCUCCAAGCUAAAGAAGCACCUAAAGAGAAAAGCCAAAGAGGACAAAUCUUUUACACAAGGUGCAUCGUCAAAGGAAAGGUAACUCAACAAACCCUUAUUCCUCUUUCAAUUGGGAAUGCAUAUCAUGACCAAAUCUUGUGUGAUGUGAUCCCUCUGGAUGCAUGUCAUAUUUUGUUGGGACGUCCUUGGCAAUUUGAUAAACAUGUUCAUGAUGGUCAUAAAAAUACUUAUUCUCUUGUUGACAAUCAAAAGAAAAUCACAUUUACACCUUUAGCACCAAAUGAAAUUCAUGUGAAUUUAUAUGGGGAGGGAAACACACGUGAGAAAAAUUCCUAUAUGAGUGAAACAGAGGUUGAGCGUUCAUUACUUCAAAACAAACCUAUUUUUGCCCUUCUUGUUGUCGAAACAUCCAUGAAUACAGUUGAGGCCCCUUUACAUCCUUUGGUGCAACAUUUGAUUGAGAAAUUUCAAGAUGUGUUUCCAAAUAACUUGCCCUCUGGUUUGCCACCAAUCAGGGGAAUAGAACAUCAAAUUGACCUUAUACCUAGCGCUCCAUUACUAAAUAGGGCUGCCUAUAGGUGUAAUUCUGAAGAAACAAAAGAACUAUAA
Molecule: messenger RNA, 741 nt
Organism: Gastrolobium bilobum
Lineage: Eukaryota; Viridiplantae; Streptophyta; Magnoliopsida; Fabales; Fabaceae
Exons: 2
Coding region: 1-741 (246 amino acids)
Source: RefSeq, a predicted model, not a curated record